GUGCCGCAUAGGCCCUUCCCCUCGCUCCAGGAUUUCACUCCGACUGUGGAGAGAGAGUAAAGAAACCCAAACACACCGCGCCCACGCGCACGAACCCCGUGCUGGCUUAAGUAAGAGAGGGAGAGGGAGAGAGAGAGGGAACAUGGCAGAGGAGACAAAGGCUUCCAGCGUCGUCUUGCCUCCAACGGCGGCAUCGUUCAGCGUGUGGCCGCCCUCCGAGCGGACGCGAAGCUCAGUCACGCAGAGGCUUGCUGAGACCCUCUCGACGCCAUCGGUCCUCUCGCAGCGCUAUGGUGUCAUGGAUGCAGAAGAGGCCAAGGCCACGGCAGCCGCCAUUGAGGAAGAGGCCUUCAAGCUCGCCUCCGCCUUCUUCUCUGCUUCUUCCAAUGAAGAUGUAGCUGAGAAUGACGGUACCGCCACACUGCAGGCAUAUUCGAAGGAGAUCAGCAAGAGAAUGCUGGACGCCGUAAAAAAGCAUGCAGCCGCAGCAACCGCCACCCCCAAUUCGCUCACUGAGCAACCCUCCGAGUUGAAUCCAGAUCCAGUUGGAAGAAUCUGCUUUGAGGCCUUGAAGUUAGCUGUCAGUGGAGGUACAUAUAAAAAGAUGAAUGAAGAGAACAAAAUUAUAUGCAGAUAUUGACUAGCAACCUUGUGCUAGCAAUAUGCUCAUCAUGUAUGAAUUCUCUCUUCAAUAGCAAUUUUGUUAACCAUUAUAAAGCUAUUUAAGCAAUUGAAUUGUGAUGGUACCAGAGGUUGUGAUUCUUGUGAAUAAAGAGCACUAUCCCACAGUUA
Molecule: messenger RNA, 792 nt
Organism: Amborella trichopoda
Lineage: Eukaryota; Viridiplantae; Streptophyta; Magnoliopsida; Amborellales; Amborellaceae
Product: MFP1 attachment factor 1
Biological process (GO): lateral root development; mitotic cell cycle
Source: RefSeq, a predicted model, not a curated record